This is a messenger RNA of Hypanus sabinus (Atlantic stingray), 3292 nucleotides long. RefSeq names its product CD9 antigen-like. Gene Ontology annotation, cellular component: membrane. NCBI's taxonomy places the organism in Eukaryota, Metazoa, Chordata, Chondrichthyes, Myliobatiformes, Dasyatidae. The transcript has 8 exons. Bases 165 to 797 code for a protein of 210 amino acids. The record is from RefSeq and is a predicted model, not a curated record.
AGUGACUACCAGCUGGAACUCUGGGAGGCUUCAAAUUUCAGAGCAAUUCAAGACUCUGACAGGAAGUGUCCCCGCCACAGCCUUCCUUUAAACAGCAGAGUACUCUCUCUCGGAGCAGAACGUCAAACAUCUCAGGGUGAAGCUGUUGCCAACGGACUGUCAGCAUGGCCAAGUUACACGCUGGGUGUUUCAAAUACUGUCUUAUCGCUAUCAACUUAGUCUUCACACUCCUGGGCCUCAUGAUCUUGAUGCUGAGUUUCUGGUUCCGCUUUGACCAGAGGACAAGGACCCUCUUCGAAGUUGAUAAGAGUGCCGACCAGUUCAACAUCGGUAUCUAUGUGAUGUGGGCAGUGGGAAGUCUGCUGUUGGUCGUUGGAUUUAUUGGCUACCUGAGUAUAACUCGGGAACACAGGUGUCUGAUCUGGAUCUACCUCGGAAUCCUGAUCCUGCUGUUUCUGAUUGAAAUGGGAGUUGCCAUCUGGGCAUUUGUACAGAAGGAUCAGGUCAUUAAACAACUGCAGGAUGCCUACGCAAACACCGUUAUAAAGAAUAAGGAUGAUGUUGACCUCAACUGCUUACUCAAUGCCGUGCAGAAGACGAUGGACUGUUGUGAUAAAGGAAGCAAAGAUUGCAGCAGCCGGAAGUACAAUGACUGUAAAGAAGCCAUCAAGGAAAUCAUCAACUCUAAACUUCACAUCUUUGCUGCAAUCGCCUUUGGCAUCGCCUUGUUUACUGUCCUGGGGAUAAUUCUCACAAUCCUCUUUCAGAGAUGUUUCAGGCGAUCCCUUGUGAUUUAACAACCAGGACAUUGCAGGCAACCUGAAGAUUAACGUACUUACUUUUGAUAAUGCAAAUGCUUUUUUUUAAACAUCCCCUUUUGUUCCUUGUGUUUAAUGUUGUCAGCAGACUGAAGUUCUAGUGUGUUCUUCUUUUCUAGAUGAAACUGUUGUUGUAAUGGAGGCAUGGUUUAACAGUAUUGAACAAAACUGUACCAGUCUCUGCCGUUCGUUUGGAUUCAUCAGCUGCAUGGAGAGGGGAGCCUGCUGUGUGGGCAACAGCUUGCUCUCCAUGUCAUACUGCCCUGACUUGUGUAUCGUGUAGACAGCUGGAAUGCAGCACUAUGGCUGACCCUGACCUCAAAGUUGAACACAAACACCAGCAAACCAGCACAUAGAGCCAGCAUGUGAAGGUUACAUAGUGCCCUUGACAGGAUACUAACAUUUAAUAAAUUACUGGAGAAACUCAGCAGGUCAGGCAGCAUCUAUGAAUGGGAAUGAACAGGCUGAGACCCUUCAUCAGGACUGGGAAGGAAGAGGGAAAAUUGCCAGAAUAAGCAGGUAGGGGGAGGGGAAGGAGGAUAACUAGAAAGUGAUAGAUGAAGCCAGGUGGGUGGGGAAAGGGGGAUGAAAUAAGAAGCUGGAAGGUGAUAGCCACCCACCGAGCUUCUCUUACGUAUCACCUAGCAUGUCCUCCUUCUCCUUCCCCCACUUUUUUCUCUGGCAUCUUCCCCUUUCUUUUCCAAUACUGUUGAAGGGAUUCGGCCUGAAAUGUCAAUGUACUCCUCUCCACAGAUGCUGCCUGACCUGCUGAGUUCCUCCAGCAUUUUGUGUGUGUGGCUUUGGAUUUCCAGCAUCUUGUGUCAAAAGAAAUUUAUGCUAACAUCCUUCCCAUUAUGUCAGGAGCUUUCCCACCUGAACUGCAGAAUGUGUGCCUGGGAUGGGAGGGGGAGCACAGAGCACAACGAAAACAAAUAACCAUUCUCUACCCCAUGGUUGCUUGCGAGACGUGGCUCUUUACCGGCAGCUGCCAUUGUUUGUACAGUCACUUCCUCUGGCCUUCACUUGAUCUGAUGCAAAUUGCUGAUUUCAUUGAGUGUUUCAAAGUACAUGUGACAAAUAAAGUGGAUCUUUAAUCUUUAAAACCUUCAUGCCCUCUAAUUGUUGGUUCCCUUUUUCUGGGGAAGAAAGAUCUGUGCAUUCUCCCUAUUAAUGCCCCUCAUGAGUUUGCACACCUCGAUAAGGACAACUCUGAGUGUUUGCCCUGAACAAGAUACUGCCCACCUCUGAUUGUCCUUGGGCAGAUGGUUUUCAGCUGAAUUCAUCACUGUUCAAAGUAAAUUUAUUAUCAAAGUUCAUUUUCUUGUGUGUAUUCACAGUAAAUACAAAGAAACAACAAAAAGCAAGCAAAAUAAUAAAUACAUAAACAAUAAAUAUUGAGAACAUGAGAUGAUGAGUCCUUGAAAAUGAGUCCAUAGGUUCAGUGAUGGAGUGAGUGAAGUUGAGUGAAGUUAUCCCCUCUGGUUCAAGAGCCUGAUGGUUGAAGGGUAAUAACUGCUCCUGAACCUGGCGGUGUGGGUCCUGAGGCUCCCGUGCAUUUUUCCUGAUGACAACAGCAAGAAGAGAGCAUGUGCUGGGUGGUGGGGCUCCCUGACAAUGGAUGCUGCUUUCCUGCGACAGCAUUUCAUGUAGAUGUGGGGAGGGAGAUCCAGAAUUUGGACUGGUGACCUGCCCUGAGUGCUCAGAUUUGAGACUCCUCGCCAGUAGCCAUAAGAAAAUCUCACCAGCCACAUCAGCUGCUGCAUGAACUCAAAGCAGCUUCCAGAGGAGGUUAAUGAGACUGAUGUCAGGACUUAAGGGUUAAUGCAUGAGGAGUGUUUGUUGGUUCUGGGCUUGUAUUUGCGGAAGUUCAGAAGAAUGAGGUGGGAUCUCAUUGAAGCCUAUCGACUAUUGAAAGGUCUAAGUAGAGUGCGUGUGGAGAGGAUGUUUCCGUAGUGGGGGAGUCUAGGAUCUGCAGGCACAGAAUUAGAAUAGAAGCACGUUCCUUUAGAACAGAGAUGAGGUGGAAUUUCUUUAGCAAGAGGAUGAUUACUUAUUUUUUAUGAUUUUUUUUCUCAUUUGUAUUUGCAGUUUGUUGUACUUUGCACAUUGGUUGUUUGUCCACCCUGUUGGGUGUGGUCCUCCAUUGAUUCUAUUGUGGUUCUUGAGUUCACUGAGUAUGCCCGCAAGAAAAUAAAUCUCAGUGUUGAAUAUGGGGAUACAUAUGUACUCUGAUAAUAAAUUUACUUUGACCUCAAACUUUGAAUCUGGGGAGAAGGCAGGUGAAUGGUGUUGAGAGAGAGAAUCAUGGUGGAAUGGUGGAGCAGAGUCAAUGGGACAAAUGGCCUAAUUCUGCUCCUAUGUCUGAUGCCUAAAUUAAUCAAUGCUUUGUUAAGCAGUACUGUAUAAUGUAGAUUAAUGCUUGCAAGAAUAUAAACUUGGCGUAAAUGCCAUGAUUAAUAAAAAAUGUAAAAGUA